This is a messenger RNA of Aegilops tauschii subsp. strangulata, 4011 nucleotides long. RefSeq lists its product as uncharacterized. Lineage: Eukaryota; Viridiplantae; Streptophyta; Magnoliopsida; Poales; Poaceae. The record is from RefSeq and is a predicted model, not a curated record.
AGAAGAAAGGAAAAUAUGUGAGUCCUGCCUCCCGCACACCUUUCGAUACUGCUUGGAAUCAAGUCCAACCUGCUUUAUUCAAAGCAAAAGCAAAAGCAAAAGAAAAAAGGAGGAAGAAGAAGCAGACAGCUCAAUCUUUAUUCUUUAAGUAGCUCCAACCUGAAGCAAAGAACCAGCUUGCUACACAUGUAUGCUUUGGCCAAAACAAAAGCCAAAGACCAAACACAAGCUCUGCAUACCAUCAAAUCUUCAGUAUCCAUUUCCCCCCCUUCAUCUGACAUAAGCAAUAAUAGAUUGUGCCAGCCAGCCAGCCAGCCAGCCAGCCUACUUUCCGAUUAAGGUGCCAACUGCAAAUUGGUUCAUCUGGAGGUGCCGAUCGAUCGAUGGGUUAGAUUUCCGGAGCUUCUUGUCUCUGCAAGGCCUUCACUCAAACAAUUAGUCAUCAUGAGGAUUGAUGCAGACAGCAUCGAAAUAGCCGUGAAAAAUAUAGUCCCUUAUCUAGAGGAUACAAGCAAUACUGCACACAAGGCCAUCUAUUUUGAUGGAACGGGUGGGCUGGCUGCUUCGGCGGUGCUUAGAGCCAUAGCCAAAGACCCUCCGCCGUCUCUGUUGAAGAAAUUCGACAAGAUCAUCCACGUCGAUUGCUCGAGGUGGAAAAGCCGACGAGCCCUCCAGAGGACAAUCGCACAACAACUCAAGCUUCCUCAAAGGGUAAUGGAUAUGUUUGAUAGACAAGAUGAAGAAGAUGAUUUCCAAGGGGCAGAUGAAGGGUCCAGAGCUGAGAUACAAGAUGUUGGGGCAGAGAUCCAUCAAGCCAUAGGACAACACUUCUGUUUAUUGCUAUUCCAUAAUGGGAGUGACAAGACAGUUGACUUCAGUGAUUUUGGCAUUCCCCAACCUAUCAUGAGUCGGUGGUACCUGUUUGGUACUAAAUUAUUGUGGACAUUUCGAGGAAGGCUUCGGCUCAACCAAGGAGUCAGUAAGAAGGUGGAUGAUUCACAUCUUUUUCUUUAUGAUACGUACAGUUUUCAGGGGUGGAAUUUUUUGCUUCAAAUAGAGGCAAGAGAGAUUGCUCGGUACACUGAUAAUCUUGGCGAAACAGUUGAAGAGUGCUGCUUGUAUCUGCUGUCAUUAAAUUCUCAAGGAGGCAAUAUCAUGGACUAUGACUGGGCCACCCAUGCUUCUAACUACUGGGUCUGUGAUGGGAUUAUACAAGGAGGCCAUGGUGACGAAGCAUGGGAGGCUGCAGCUGCUCUGCAUCAGCGGAUAUGUAUAGAGGAUUAUUCAUCUAAUGCACUGCCCUCUUUUGGUGAUGAACUGGGGACUCCUCCUAAACGGUGGAUAUUGUCCAAGGAAAACUCUGUUGUGCAUCCAGAGUCAACGUCGUUUUUCCUUGCUGCACUCGGAAGCAUAUCUGAUCCUCCAUUAAGAUCCUUACCCGAUGACAUGUUUCAUCAAUCAGACAAACUUCGGGUGCUCAAGUUAUGUCAUUGCACCUUCAGUUUUUCUGCACCUCCUUUUUGUUGUUGCCACAACUUAAGGUUCCUUGGAUUAGAUCACUGCAAGGAUCAACAAGUAGAAGAAGAUGAGAAGCAAGAUAAACCAGCUGCAAUGGAAUUUUUCCGAAGCCUAUGGGUGCUAGAUAUAUGUCACACAGACUGGAAGUUGGAUUUAUCGGCGGAAAUAAUAGAGCAAGCGGUUGCAAACAUUAGGGAGGUACAUAUAAGGAAAGGAAGGAUUUGGUGCCAUGGUUUUGCAUGGCGACAACUACAGAACCUUCACAAGCUUCGAGUGAUUGAGCCUACAUCCCCUUGGCAGACAUCCGAAGUUGAUGAAUUCAUAGAUAUGGUAAGGUUGAAGAUCCUUGACCUGUCUGGGAAUACUACACUACAUGUUUUGCCAAGCCUGUCAAAAGCAACUAGCCUCAAGACCUUGGUUCUAGAUGGUUGUGUUGGGUUGGAGCACCUUGGACCAGAAGCACUCCCUCCAUCACUUGAAUCAUUCAGCUUAGAUGCAAGACCAAGAAAAGAUGAUUACAAGGAAGCCAAAAUAAGCCGCAUCUCCUUGGUUGGUUGUGCAAGAUUGUCUGAAUUCACACUGAGGGGAUCACUUCCAAACCUUGAGGAGUUGGACCUCUCGGCCACAAGAGUUAAGACACUUGACCUCACAACUCAGGUGGUGCAGGUCCCGUGUCUCCAACAAAUUAUUCUACUGGGAUGUAUGCAGCUGCAUGCUAUUCUAUGGCCAAAAGAGGGUCUGCCAACACUGACGGUGCUGCAUAUUGAUACCUCGGUUUGUCCUGUUCAAACAAAACUACAUGAAGUGUAUGUUACUAUAAUGGACAUGAGGUUUUUUCAAUCCUUGGUAUUACAGAGAAAUGUCCGAUUCUGUUGGAAGAGCAAUAGGUUCCAUCUAAAUCUUUGUGUCCCUUGUACCACCAAUGUUAAGGGACAAAGCUAUAUGAAGAAGAAGAUGGGCCCUGGUAAUAGUGGGAAAAUAAUGGGUCCUGCUCAACCAAAGUCAUUAAACCCCAAUACUUGCAGCACCUACACUGAUGUCUCGGUUGACAACAUAAUUAUUGAUCACGACUACAACAAUGCAAUGAAGUUUCAGCCAUCAAGCUGCCAUGUGGAGAUUGGUAAGGGAGUUAGCAACGCUAGCGUGGAGAGCGAACAUGCAGUCAAUGCUAUCAUCUUUGCAAUGGACCAAUCCGAGUCGCUGCAUGUUCAUGACAAUUCUUCCAUCACCACUGUCAUCCCUGAACACAUGAUGACAGUUGAUGAUCUUGACUGGGAACAUUUAAAACAUUGUCAUGUGGUGAGAUGCCCCAAGAUGCACACAGUCUUCAUGACUAACUAUGGUGGCUACCCUUUUACAGAAAUAGAGACCUUUUGGGCCGCUGAUCUACCGAUGGCACACUGCAUUUGGAGCAAAGGAACGACCUACAGGGGCACGGAAACUAGGUGCUUUGCCAAACUGCGGAGCAUACACCUCUACUCUUGCCCAAGGCUCGCAUUUGUGCUUCCGUUAUUGUGGGGUAUUCAAGGAUUAUAUUUACAGAACUUAGAAAGUCUCCACAUUGUGAAUUGUGGUGAUCUAAAGACGGUGUUCCCUGUUCAUCCCGGCUUGAAAGAACGUGUACUUGAGUUCCCAAGCCUGAAGCACAUCCAUCUAUAUGAGCUCUAUAAGUUGGAGCAUAUAUGUGAGGUGAAGAUGCAUGCUCCCAAGCUUGAGAGGGUAUGGCUCAGGGGCUGUUGGGGUCUCAGGCGCCUCCCAGCCAUUGGCACAUCUAUAGGGGCUGUUGGAGAUAGCCGUCGCCCCGUCGUGGACUGCGAGCAGGACUGGUGGGAGAAGCUGGAGUGGGACGGGCUGGAGGCCGGCCACGACCCUUGCCUCUUCGAGCGACGCCACUCGUCGCAUUACAAGAAGGCGUUGCCCAGAGUUUCUGUGCUUCGGUGAAGUGACGACCGUACUAUACUAUCCAGGUUUGAGUCAUGGUGGCAAUGACAGUGGCGGUGGACGCCUUCUUGCUGCUUUCCGCUGCCAUGAUCGACGGUUCAAGCCAAUAAAUAAUCUGCAUGUGUGUUGCUUUGCUUCCCAAUUAAGAGAUGGUGGAUGCAUGUGUGUGUUCCUUUCCUUGGUGAAGAAAGAAUAAAGUGGUGGUAGCUACCUAGCCUGCUUGAUGCCGGCACCUGCAUGCAUGCUUAAUCAUCUCCACUCUCCAUGGAUGGGAUGGGAUGGGAGAUGCAUGUGUACGUAUCAUUGUUUAUGUGUGUGACUGGCUGAGUCUGAGUGUGCCAAAGACCAGAGAUCGAUGCGUGUGUGUGUGUGUGUGUUUCCCUUCAUUGAGAUUCAGUAGAGCUAGCAGCAGCAUGUGUACGUACGUAUGCUGGACUGAAAAUGCAUGGCUUGGCUUGGCAUGGCUUGGUGUGAUAUAUAUAACAACUGAUGAGUAUGUAUUUAUUUGGUUCAAUUACCUUGCUAUAUAUAUGUGUACGUAUUUAUGGUUAA